Neltuma alba is the source of this 1137-nucleotide messenger RNA. RefSeq lists its product as uncharacterized. NCBI's taxonomy places the organism in Eukaryota, Viridiplantae, Streptophyta, Magnoliopsida, Fabales, Fabaceae. The coding region runs from base 127 to 1068 and encodes 313 amino acids. The transcript is spliced from 2 exons. The record is from RefSeq and is a predicted model, not a curated record.
CAUUAAAGGGAACUUGUAAACAAAAGGAAACUCCAUCACCUCCUUUGGUUCUCUCUUGUACACCAUUCCUGAGAACAAACAAGCCACUCCUGUUCAUCUUCCUGGAAAAAUUAAGAUCAAUCUUCAAUGGAAGCUUCAGGCAAGAUUCUCAGAAGAUCCAUUCAUGGCUUCCUGCAAAAUUACCAUUACUUCACUUCAACCUCGGCUUUUCUUGCCUUCCCUUUCUCUGCUUCAGUCCUCCUCUUGCAGGCUUUGAUCUCUUCUUCUUCUGUAUCUCUUCUUCCCCAGAUUUAUAAUCGUUUGAGGAUUCUCUUUGAAGCUGCAGGCUUUCCAUCCUCCUCACAGUUGCUCACAAUUCUCAACCUUAAGGUCUCUCAGACAAUCAUUUCCUCCAUCUUCACCCUCCCUUUUACCCUUACCUUCUUCCUCUUUGCCAAAGCUUCUGUGAUUCAAGCUCUGAAUCAUCAUAAGCUUGCGGUUGAACCUUCGUUUUCUUCUAUAGCAUCUCUUUACAAGGCACUCCUCAACACCUACGUUUUGAAUUCAUUCUUGAUUGUCUCAGCAAAUGCUUCGGCUUUCUGCCUUCUGUUUUUGGCCUUUGGAUUUGUUGAAGGGCUGGGAUUUUCGCCUUCUCCAAGCUUCCUCCUUUUCCUUUCAGCUUCUGGGGUGGUUCUGUUUUCUGUGAUCCUGGCAAAUGCUCUUGUGAUAUGCAAUAUGGCGUUGGCUGUGUCAGGCUUGGAGGGACAUGGAGGGUAUUUAACUAUUCUGAAAGCUUGUGUUUUGAUAAGGGGAAGGACAUCAAUGGCUCUGUUCUUGGCUCUUCCUGUGAAUGUGGCUUUGGCUGCCAUUGAAGCUCUGUUUCAGUUCAGAAUUGUGAGGGCCUAUCACAAUGUUGGAAAAGCAGGGCCUUUUCUGGCUUUAGAGGGGAUUUUCAUUGCUUAUUUGUAUUCCAUCUUCAUUGUUCUUGAUACAAUUAUUAGCUGCAUGUUUUACAAAAGCUGCGUGACACAGUCAUGGAUCGUUGAUCGAGAAGACAGAGAGGAGAAGAACUUCGAGCAAAUACCGUAAGAUAAAAGAAUUGGUUUUUCUAGCGAAGAAAGAUGGGUUAGAGCUUUGUACAAUACAAUGAAUAAGAGA